Molecule: messenger RNA, 2262 nt
Organism: Eutrema salsugineum
Lineage: Eukaryota; Viridiplantae; Streptophyta; Magnoliopsida; Brassicales; Brassicaceae
Product: receptor-like serine/threonine-protein kinase At4g25390
Exons: 1
Coding region: 105-2108 (667 amino acids)
Biological process (GO): protein phosphorylation
Molecular function (GO): protein kinase activity; ATP binding
Source: RefSeq, a predicted model, not a curated record
UCGAGAAAAAAAAAACAAUUUUCGUUGAGAGAAAGAAAAAAAAACCAAAAGAAACCAAAAAUUUUCUUCCGGUUUAUGGUUCAGAUUCAACCAAUCAAAUUUCUAUGCCGUCACGAGCAAUCCCAUCUCCGGCACCGGUGAAUCCGCCGUCGUCAGCUCACCAUGAGUCGACAACGCGCAUCUUUCCACCGCUUAUGGCCGCCGGCGUCGGCUUCUCCCUCUUCAUAACUCUCUCCGCCUGUUUCUGCAAAUUCAACCGCAAACGCCGAUCUUCCGCCGCCGUAGACUCUUCCUCUACGCCGCCUCAGAGACCACCGUUACAUGAGUUCUCAUACUCGUCUCUCCGCAAAGCCACCGCCUCUUUCUCGCCGGAAAACAAGCUAGGUCAAGGCGGAUUCGGUUCCGUGUACCGUGGAAACUUACCUAAAUCUGCCGGUGGUAAUGUAGCCGUCAAGGUAAUGGAUUCAGGCUCUCUUCAAGGGGAGCGAGAGUUUGAAAACGAGCUUUUCUUCGCCGGUAAGCUUGAUUCACCUCACGUGGUUUCCGUUAUCGGAUUCUCUCAAGACCCGAAACGAAGACGACGCCGUUUGAUCCUCGUCUACGAGCUAAUGGAAAACGGAAACCUCCAGGACGCGCUUCUCCACCGGAAACCACCGGAGCUCAUGGAGUGGAAUCGGCGGUUUCUCGUCGCGAUUGAUAUCGCGAAAGGCGUCGAGCAUCUUCACGGCUUGAAUCCGCCGGUGAUUCACGGCGAUUUGAAGCCGAGCAAUAUACUGUUGGAUCGGGUUUUCGCAGCUAAAAUCGCCGAUUUUGGGCUCGCGAGGUUGAAAUCAGAUCUAGUGAAAGUCACGGUAGCGUCGGAGAACGAUGAGAUUAGGUUUGAGAGUAAUGGUUCUGUAGUGGAAGAUGUAGAGAGUGUGGUGACUAACACGACUGGGUAUGAAGAAUCUAACUUUGGUUUCACUGAUCAGUCUCCGGUAAGUGUUUACAAGGCUCCUGGGUCUGUGGGUGCUUCGCCGGAGACGAUUCAGGUGCCUCUGACGUCGCCGGAGACGACGACAAGUGUCUCAAUUUCACCAGAGAUGGGGGAGAAAGGUAGUGUCUUUGAGGUGAAAAGAAACGGGAAAGAGAUGGAGAACAAGGAUUGGUGGUGGAAGCAAGAAGGCAAUGUUGGUAAAGGGAAAGUGAAGGAUUAUGUGAUGCAAUGGAUUGGCUCAGAGGUUAAGAAGGAGAGACAGAGUAGCGAUUGGAUUGCUGAAACCUCGGAAGCAGCUUCUUUGUCGAGCAAGAAGCUUGAGAAGAAGAAGAGUAGCAAGAGAUUGGAAUGGUGGCUUUCAUUAGAUGAAGAUAAGGAAGAGAAGAAGAAGAAGAAGAGGAUGGUUAGAGAGUGGUGGAAGGAUGAGUAUAGAAAAGAACUCGCUAAGAGAAUGAAGAAGAAGAAGAUAAAGAAGACAAGUUUGGAAUCAGAGUUUUACAGUGAUGAUUUGAGUCAAAGACGGUGUGGGGAUGAAGAACUGUACAUGAAGAAAAGAAGAGGUAGUAGCAGUAACAGCAUAAGUAGUAGCAUAGAUUGGUGGUUAGAUGGGCUAAGCGGUGAACAAUGGAGAGCACAGAGGAAAAACAGUCACGAUUCAGUCAAAAGCUGCGGAAUCCGUAGCACGCCGAGCAUGAGAGGGACGAUGUGCUACGUUGCGCCAGAGUGUUGUGGUAACGACAUAGACGAUGUGUCUGAGAAAUGCGAUGUGUAUAGCUACGGAGUUGUGUUGUUAGUACUGGUUUCAGGGAGGCGUCCUCUGGAAGUGACAGGACCCGCGUCUGAGAUCAUACAGCGUGCGAAUCUCAUGUCGUGGGCACGGAAGCUAGCAAGAAGAGGGAGGCUGGGUGAUCUUGUGGAUGAGAAGCUGCGGUUUUUGGACCAAGAACAAGCGGUUUUGUGCAUUAAGGUGGCUCUUCAGUGUCUGCAGAGAUCACCGGUCUUACGACCUUCAAUGAAAGAUGUUUUAGGGAUGCUUACAGGAGCAAUGAGCCCACCUGAGUUGCCUACAGAGUUUUCCCCGUCACCGCAGGCUCAGUUCCCGUUCAAAACACGAAGGAAACAGCGUCGAUAGAUCGGUUUUUUUAGAGUACUGCAGAUAUGUUGGUGUGUUAGUUGGUUUAGACUCUAGACUUUAGAGCAAUUUGUUUGAUAAUUUUGUUUCUGUUGCUUUCCACAAUUCCAUCUGAUUCUUAUUUAUUAAUUAAUGAAGGUAGUUUAAGUGAUCA